Messenger RNA from Diorhabda carinulata, 2798 nucleotides. Its product is annotated as lipase maturation factor 2-like. Bases 154 to 2070 code for a protein of 638 amino acids. Gene Ontology annotation, cellular component: endoplasmic reticulum membrane. Gene Ontology annotation, biological process: protein maturation. The record is from RefSeq and is a predicted model, not a curated record. NCBI's taxonomy places the organism in Eukaryota, Metazoa, Arthropoda, Insecta, Coleoptera, Chrysomelidae. The transcript has 10 exons.
AAGUUAGAAUCGAACGGUUAAUGGCUUAAAGCAACGCCCUUGAGACAAGCGUCUAUUUCUGACAAUGACGUUCUAUGUUCAUUGAAAAAUGUUGAUAUUUGAUGAUUGUAAGUGGUAACAUAUACAUCUAAUUAGAUCUUUGAUUUUAUUAAAAUGAUAACUGUGAGAUAUACAAGAAAUUUAUUUUUGAGGGUUCUAUGUAUUGUUUAUCUAUCGGCAUUUUUAUCAUUCUAUAUUCAAAUACCAGGUUUAUAUGGAGACAAUGGAAUACUGCCAGCUAGAUCCGUAUUGGAAAAUAGUAAACAUAAAACUUUAUCUGCAAAAGUUCAUUAUCAACCCACUUUAUUGUGGCUAGCACCAUUUCUUGGUCUCGAUACUAGUUAUGCUUUAGAUGUACUGGCAUUGCUAGGAGCCUUUUUGGCCUUUACUGGGAUAAUUUCGCAGAAAUUUUGUACAAUACCGCUUUUUGCUGGAUUGUGGUCGUUAUACUUUUCGCUCUACCAAAUUGGACAAAUAUUUGUAACAAACUUUGAUGAACUUCUUUUGGAAACGGGUUUUCUGGCAAUUUUUGUAGCUCCUUUGCUGCCAGGUCGCAGGAAAGGUUCAAAAGGUUGUUCCAAAGAUCUCAUAUCACUGUGGCUAAUCAAAUGGUUACUAUUUCGAAUUUUAUUCACAUCGGGUAUUAAAAAAUUCAUUCUUGGAGAUCCAUUAUGGUGGUCGUUAAAAGCUAUAAGUCGUGUUUACGAAGUACUUCCAUUGCCAACACCUCUGAGUUGGUAUGCAUAUGCUCUGCCUGAAUGGCAAUUGAAACUGACACAAGUAUUUACUAAUACAGCAGAAAUUUUGUUACCGUUUUUAUUUUUUGUACCUGUUAGAUGUGUCAGAAUAACUACAUUUUUCUUACAAUUAUUUUUGCAAAUUUGUAUUCUUUUAACUGGAAAUUUUGGAUUCGCGAAUUUAUUGGUAAUAACACUACAAAUAGCCCUUUUGGACGAUCAGUGCUUUUAUAAAAAGAAAAGUUCCAAUAAAUCAUCUAUAUUAGGUACAAUCGCCACAGUUGUGAUAUACGGAGCAAUAAUUUAUGGGGUUGUGGUUCUUUUCAAUUUGAAAAUUAAUGGUACACAAAUUGAUGCUACUGUUGCAUUUACUAGAGUCCAGUUUGAUAAAUAUAUAGGGCCAAUUAUUAUUUAUGCGGUUUACUUUGGAUUAGUGUCUUUAGCAACAACGGUUCUUUAUAGUUUGUCAAAUGUACUUUUCGAUAAUCAGGGUGGAAAUAAAGGAUUGGCUACCAUUUCGAUUCUAUUUUAUGCCGGAAUUGCUGUUCUCCUCUUCUUAUCGAGUACAGUACCUUUAGCAUCUUUACGUCCAGCGUCUAAUUCGACGGUAAAUCCCACAAUACGCAAUAUGUAUAAUCGUUUACACAAACUUCACGCUGUUAACGCCUACAGUAGCCCUUUUACAAAAUUCCCAGCUGGAAACGACCGUAACGAAAUUGUUUUCGAAGGCGCCGAUAGGGUUGACGGACCAUGGAAAGAAUACAACUUUUUGUAUAAACCUGGUAACCCCAAUUCAUCUUUACCGUUUCUCACUCCUCAUUCAGCUCAAAUAGAUUGGCAUAUGUCUUCAGCUGCUUACAGUAGUUACGAUUCACAACCGUGGUUAUUAUCCUUUGCCCACAGGAUUCUUAAUCAUAAUCCAGAAGUUCUUGUUCUUAUUGAUUUCAGAGAAUCGCCUUUUCGUCAAUCACCACCAAAGUAUCUUAGAGCUAUUUUGUACAAAUACAAAUAUACAGGUUGGAAUCAAAGGAACCAAAUACCUUGGUGGACACGCGAAAAGAUCGCCGAAUACUUGCCAGUAGUCAGCAAGGACUCUCCUUUCUUAUUAGACUUUUUAAAAGCAAGGAAUUUAUUACCGUUAACUUCGAAAGUUGACGUGAACCCAUUGUGGAAACAAAUUUUAGAUUUCAUCAGAUAUAUCAUCAAUCAUUUAGAAGCUACUUUAUUGUUUUGGUCGGUAUUGUCCGCAGGUUUUGCCAUUAUUUGUACGACAUCGUCGUCUGGUAAAAAAUAAGUUUCUUUUUUAGUUGUGGGUGCCUCCAGAUACAGAAUUAAAAUCUAAGUAAAACGGUAUAUCAAAUGUAUCCUCUCCGGUAGGUCAAAUGUAUUUUCUCGAUAAUGGGAUCACCUUGAGUAUUUGUUUCAAGACUGAUGUUAAAUGUUAUUCAAAUUUGGAAAAAAAAAUUUAUUGAAAAGAUUUUUUAGGGAUUAAACAGUUAUUAACAGAGUGGUAGCGACAUUUCUAAAUUAUUAAGUUAUUAGCUGCCUUGAAUUUCAAUAUUUUUAGAUAAACUGAUACCUAAAGGCAAUAAUAAUACAAAUCAGAUGAUCCAUUAUGAUAUCUUUACAUAUUUUGGUUAAUUCAAAGUAUGGUUUUAAAGAUGAAAGUUUCGACAUUUGCUUACAUUUUAGUUCUGUAUAUGCACCAUUUAAAAGGGAUUUUUGUGUGUAUUAGAAUCUUGUAGAAUCUAUUUGAACGUGAUUUGAAUGGAAUGAAAGAUCAAAUAUCUGAAGAGGUAUUGAGUAUUUUAAAAUUAUCUAAUUUUGAUUUUUUUACUUAUACUUGUAAAUAUACAUUUAUUAUACAAUAUUUUUAAUUUUAUAGUUUCUACAAUCAUUUUUCAGUACAAUUAAUUGUUUGUCUUAUACAUGUCUCAGCUUUUUCUUAUAUCUUGUCUACUUAAGUCAGUUUUUUAAUAUAAUUGUUCUUUUUACAAAAUCAAUAAAGUACUGCACGUAAAA